AUGGAGCUGCCUAGCUCUCCUUCGCCUACUGACUAUCCCGGAGACCGGAGGCGUUCAAGUGCAAGCUUCUACGCAAAACCGCAACUUCACUAUCCUCAUAAAUCGUCACCUUACGACGUACUUGUCAUUGGCUCCGGCGCUGCCGGUCUCACGGCAGCUUUGUCUGCUCGCGCUCACGGGGCCACUCGUGUGCUUCUGAUUGACAAAUGUCCGCCAGACUGGGCUGGCGGUAAUGGUUACUUCACCGCCGGAGCAUAUCGAACAAUCCAUAAUGGACUCGAAGACUUGUGGCCACUGAUUGAAAAUAACGCUCAAAAAUCGUUAAGUCUUGAGCCUUAUACGAUGGAAAAAUUCCGUGCGGAUAUUGAUCGAGUCACUGCCGGCAGAACUGAUCACCAUCUCUCUGAUGCAUUGAUCACCGAAAGCUUGGAUGUUCUAAGCUGGUUGAAAUGGAUAGCCCGCAUUCCUUUCGCACUGGGCUUCCACAGGCAAGCAUAUGUGAUCGAAGACAAGUGGAAAUUCUGGGGAGGGCUCGCACUUACAGUCGACGGAGGAGGCAAAGGCUUAAUCGGUAGCCUGCUGACGGCUGCAAGAGCAAAAGGAGUUGAUCUAUUAUUCGAUACUCCUGCCACACAGCUGGUUACUGACGAAGAAGGAGGCAAAGGCGUCACUGGUAUCCUGGUACAGAUGCCUGGGGGCUCUAUCGAGGAAAUUCGAGCCACUAGCGUUAUUCUUUGUGCCGGUGGCUUUGAAGCCAAUCCCAGAAUGCGGGCGCAGUACCUUGGACCAGGAUGGGAUCUGGCAUAUGUGAGGGGAAGCCCUUACAAUACCGGAGAAAUGUUGGAGAUUGCGAUUCGAGAUGCCAAUGCAAAACAAAUGGGAAAUUGGUCAGGCUGCCAUUCCGUAGCAUGGGAUGCAAAUGCUCCAACCGAAGAAGGCGAUCAAGAGAAAACGAAUGAGUUCACAAAGAGCGGAUAUCCGCUAGGACUAAUGCUAAACAGCCACGGCAAUAGGUUUGUUGACGAGGGCAUGGAUCUUCGAAACUACACGUACGCAAAGUUUGGGAAAGAAAUUUUGCACCAGCCUGAUGGGAUAGCGUUCCAAGUGUGGGAUGCACAGACUCUAGACUGGCUCCGCCCGGAGGAGUAUAGAGAUGAGACCGUGCGGAAGAUUUAUGCCGACAGUGUGGAAGAAUUGGCUCAAAAGUGUGGUUCAUUGGGGCUCGUGGAUGGAGAACAGUUUGUCCGAACCAUUGAAGGAUAUAACGACGCUGUCUACGCCAGCCAGCGCGAAAACCCCGGCCGACACUGGGACCCUGCGGUCAAAGAUGGUCUGUCUACGCAGUCAAGCUCUCGAUGGCUGAAUCCACCAAAGAGCAACUGGGCUCUACCUUUGGAUCAGCCACCUUUCGUAGCUGUCAAAGUGACUGCUGGGAUCACUUUCACAUUUGGUGGGCUUGCAAUCAACCCAAAUACGGCAGGAGUGCUUUCUAGAGUCACAGGAAAGGACAUCCCGGGACUUUACUGUGCCGGCGAGAUGGUGGGGGGAUUGUUCUAUGAAAAUUACCCGGGUGGGAGCGGCUUAACUGCAGGAGCAGUAUUUGGCCGCAAAGCCGGAAGGUCUGCUGCUGCACUCGCUCUUUCCCGAAAGGGAAGCAUACCAGCUCCGUCCGAGGGUGCCGAAUGAUUUAUUAGCUCUGUGUACUUGGAACGGCACAGAUACUGGAGGAAUCUAACAUCUAUCUCUCCGUUGCCAC
This is a messenger RNA of Xylona heveae TC161, 1756 nucleotides long. RefSeq names its product FAD binding domain-containing protein. The transcript has 3 exons. Lineage: Eukaryota; Fungi; Ascomycota; Xylonomycetes; Xylonales; Xylonaceae. Bases 1 to 1686 code for a protein of 561 amino acids. The record is from RefSeq and is a predicted model, not a curated record.